GAUAACAUUUUGUAUUUGUGAGAAGUUUAUUCAUCAGAUUUCAUUUGAGAGAGAAACCACCAUGGCUGAAGCAGCUCUAAUCAGUGGAUUGCUUUCAAACUUGUCACCUCUGAUUCAGGAUCAAUUCUCGUUGUUUUGGAGUUUUAAGAAGGAGGUUCAAAAGCUAUCCGGCACGCUAUCUUCGAUUAGUGCCGUUCUUGAGGAUGCAGAAAGAAAGAAGGACAAGGACAAACAAACGGAAGAUUGGUUGCGGAAGCUCAAGGAUGUGGCGUAUGAGGUUCGAGACAUCAUGGACGAGUGCACCUAUGAAGAUCUUCGUCUUCAAGUCAACAGGCGUAAUGCCUCCUCUUCAACCCGAAUCAAGGUAACCAACUCAAUAACCCAUCCUUUUAUCAGCACUUGGACACGUCUAAAAGUUGGUCACAAAAUUAAGGAUGUUCAAGAGAAGGUUAACCUAAUUUCUUUAGAGCGCCAAACGUUACAUUUGCGUGAAUCUAUUCAUGACAAAUUUACUAGUCGUUGGCGUGAAACCAUAUCUCUUUCUAGUUGUAAUAAAGUAUAUGGGAGAGAUAUAGAGAAGAAAAAUAUUAUUGAUAUUCUGGUCAAUAAUACAUCUGGUGCUUGUGUUGAUAAAAAACUAUCUGUUCUACCCAUUGUUGGAAUUGGGGGUCUUGGUAAAACAACACUUGCCCAAACGGUCUUCAACGAUGAGGAGAUUUCUAAGCAUUUUGAAACCAAAAUAUGGGUUUGUGUUUCUGAUGAAUUCGAUAUUCAAUUGGUGAUGAGAGCCAUCUUAGAAGAAAAGGCGGAAGCACGCUCAGAAGAAUUGCAGAAAAAAGUUAGAGAAAAAUUGAGCGGAAAAAGAUAUUUGAUUGUAUUGGAUGAUGUUUGGAAUGAAAACCUUGAGGCAUGGGAUCAGUUGAGAUCUAUCUUGGACUGUGGAUCAAAUGGUGCGUUUGUUCUUACCACGACACGGAAAAGAAAUGUGGCAAAAAUUAUGGAAACGAUUCAACAUAUUCAGAUAUCAUUGCUCUCUGACGAGGAUUGUUGGCUGCUCUUUGAAGAGCGUGCAUUUAUGUGUGGGACACCAAAAACUCCAAACUUUGUUGAUAUUGGAAAAGAAAUAGCUAAAAAAUGUAAAGGCGUUCCCUUAGUUGCCAAGACAUUUGGAGGUCAAUUGGGCUUCAAAAAUGAUAUAAAUGAAUGGUGUAAAAUAAGAGAUAAUGAGAUAUGGAAGAUAUCUCAAAAUGAAGAAUCUGAUCUCUUGCCUAUUCUAAGGUUGAGUUACUAUGAACUCCCUUAUCAUUUGAGAAGAUGUUUUGUAUUUUGCGCUAUAUUUCCCAAAGAUGCUGAAAUAAAAAAGGAGAUAUUAAUCCAAUUGUGGAUGGCCCAUGGUUUAAUUCCUAAAGAUAAUAUCCAAGAAGUGGAAGAUGUUGGGAAUACAAUUUGGAAGCACCUGUGUUGGAGAUCCUUUUUUCAAGACGAGAAAUCAUAUCGGUAUGGAAUAUACGAAACAUGUAAGAUGCACGAUCUUAUGCACGAUCUUGCCCAAUCUGUUAUGAAAGAUGAAUGUUAUACGAUGGAGGCUAAUAGCUCAAGUGAUGGUUUAAGACGAGAAAUUCGUCAUGUAUCGGCAAUGGUUGAUGAAUUUGUCAAAACAUCAGUUCGUUCUCUUAAGAAAAUUGGAGGGUUGCAAUCACUAAUGCUCAAUGGAAGAGAUGUUUAUGGAAAUGUCACACAGCAGAUUUGUUUGAGUGUCUUGAAGGAACUUUUGGCUUUACGUGUCCUUGAAUUGAGCUGCAAUGUGCAAUAUCAAGAUUUGCGUUAUAUGGGAUGUCUAAAACAUCUUAGAUACUUAGACAUUUCCGGUAAUGAUGAGAUAACAACAUUACCUGAUAGUAUUUGUGAUCUCUUGAACUUACAGACUUUGAAACUCAACUAUUGUUCUAAUCUUGAAAGUUUGCCCAGAAAUACAAAAGCCCUUAUUAGCCUACGACAUCUUUAUUUGAAGGGUUGUGAUGAAUUAAAAUAUAUGCCUAGAGGGAUGGGGAAAUUGAAACAUCUGAAGACGUUAAGCUUGUUUGUGAUAAGCAACAAGGAAAAAGACUGCCAAUUAGAUGAAUUAAAAGAAUUGAAUAUUGGCGGAUCAUUGAAAUUGAAGAACCUUGGAAGAGUUAACGAUACAUCUAUGAAAAGAGGGAUAAGUAUGGCUAAAAAGACGAAUAUCAAUGAAUUGGAGUUGGAAUGGAGAUCUGAUUAUGAAGAUGAUGAGGGAAAGAGUACUAGAGAUGAGAAAAUUGGUGAAGCUCUAGAAGUUUCAACGGCAAGGUUGAAGAUUUUGAUAAUGAGGGGUUACAAAGGUGUGAAUCCCCCUAAAUGGGUGGGCAAUGUGAAUACUAUUGCUAAUAAUAGCGUUGACAAUGAAAUGAUAGUACUAUUCCCUUUGUUAGAGAAUUUGUCUAUUUGGAGAAUGAAGAAUUUGAGGGAAUUGGUGUCACCUAGCUGUUGGAGUACUAGAGCAUUCCCUAAUCUAUGCACGCUGAAGAUAUCUGGUUGCCCAAAGUUAGGGGCCUUGCCACUACAUCUUAAAUCACUCAAAAAUGUAGGUGUUAUUGGUGAAUGUUCAGAUGAAUUGUUAUAUAGCAUCUCGAAUCUUAAUGGUACUCUCACAAGUCUGUAUCUUAAUGAAUUGAAUAAUGAUGUGGAGCACAUAUUCACCGUCAACAACAACAUGAAUGGAAUUGAAGUAGUAUUAUUCCCUUUAUUAGAGGAACUUGUUAUUAAUGGAAUGAAGAAUUUGAGGGAAUUGGUGUCACCUAGUUGUUGGAGUACUGGAGCAUUCCCUAAUCUAUGGAGGAUGACCAUAGCUUAUUGUCCAAAGCUAGGGGCCUUACCACCUCAUCUCAAAUCACUCAAAGAUAUAACUGUUUGGGGUGAAUGUUCGGAUGAGUUGUUAUAUAGCAUCUCAAAUCUUAGUGCUCUCACUCAUCUCCGCAUUGAAAAUAUGAAAGAAAGAAGUGUUUUAUUUGGAACUGAUUAUAUGGCAUUAUUGUUUGAAGCACAAAUAGUAGGAGGAGGAGUACGCUCAACUUUCCAAUCUCUUCAAUCUCUGUAUAUUAGGGAGUGCAAGAAGUUAAGGUGUUUGUUUGAUGAGGGAAUGAUAUCAAAGAUUAGUGGCUGCCAAAACAAACACUUCAUCAACUCUCUCACGGAAUUGGAUAUUAGUUAUUGUCCGGAGUUGAUGAUAUCAGUUGAGGAAUUUGGAAACCUCAAUAUUAAUAAUUCACUACAGAGAUUGCGUAUCUUGUAUUGUCCUAAGUUGGUGUCUUCAGAAGAAGCGGACGAUGUUAUGGCACUCCUGCAUUCCCUUUACACAAGACUUGGUCAUGAGAAGUUCAGAGUAUUCCCUUUACACAAGACUUGAUCGUUGAGAAGUUCAGAGUAGAUAUUCUAUUGGAAGAGGAAUAGAAGAAGAAUAAGAGUCAGUUAGAAGGACGCGUAGAAAGGAUCCUUUGAAUGAUUUCAAGUACGUACUAUGAAGGAGGAAGGAGGAUGGAAUAUCACCUAUCCACAUUACUUGUAUGUGACUUGUACGUACUAUGAAGGAGGAUAGAAUAUCACCGAUCCACAUUACUUCAGUCAGUAGGCUAUUCUGCAAAUUAAAGCCACAUGGAUAUUCUCCAGCUGCUUACAUUACUGUUACUGCAAUAGAGUUGGAAGCAUUUAUCCUAUUUGAGGGUCAAGCAUACAGUGAUAACUUAAAGGAGUAGAAGACUCAUCAAAGAGAUGAAAAAGAGGAUGAUGGAGGAAAAUGGUGCAAAUAACUACUUGAACAAGAGGCUGGAAUUGCUUCAGAAGGAGAACACGGAUCUGUUGGAAAGGGUUGAAACACUGAAGCAAGAACUCGAAGGGGAGAAGCUUAAAUGCAACUAAACAAAUCUUUAAAGGCUUGUACACAAAAUUCCUUCUUUUUUUUAUCCCUAGAACAAAGGGGAGAUGAUUCAUUCGAACCCUAGUUAUGUUGUGUUUUCAUUCGAUGAAGUUCGAUGUAAAUAUCAUAAAGGAGGAAUAGAAGAAGAAGAGUCAAUUAGAAGGAAGGAAGUGAUAAUCAGCAAAUGGUAGUCUGGAGGGAGUCUCGAUAGACAUGUAGGGUACGAGCUCGAGGACGUCCAUCCACACAGAGAAAACAAUAUGAGGUUGAAACAAUUGUGAGAAAAUCAAUGAGAAGAUCUGUGUUCAGAGUAUAAAGAUAAUCUAUUGGAAAACAAACACGAAGAAGAGCAGAGCAUACGUACUGGCCAUGCUUUAAAAUGUUUUAAUGCAUCCCCCAUGCUUGAACAAGAAGAUAUUAGAGACGGCAAAAGACCAAGGAGCUUUAUGUCAUGUUAAAAUGUGCUGCAUCUGGAGAAGACGCGUCGGUUGACCUUUACGGGUGGUUCUUUUUAAAUGAAAUAUACUUUUCAUAAUCUAAAGUUACUAACGUAAAAAUAAAGUGUGUUCUAUUGGAGUAGAUGUAUUCAAGAUUUGCAGAAUGAAAAUGCUCCAGUUUCUGAUCCUCUGCUUUCUGUUCUUCCCGCCUCACAUAAUGAUGGAUUGGAAGCGAAUUUGACUUUACAAUCACACAGCAUAAACGAGUCGCAGCGUCCUCUUACCCAUUUAGAGUUAACCGAUCAUAAGAAUUCUCUUGAUGGAGGACAAUGGUAUAAAAAUCGGUUACAAAAUUAUUUACAAAAGAGAAAUCUUAGGUUUCCAGAGUAUUCAUUUGAGAGCCAAGGUCCUCCACAUGCUUCUUACUUCAAGUGUAAGGUUACUGUGUGUGGACAGAGUUAUCAGAGUAAUGAAUUUUUCCUCAGCAUGAGAGAUGCUGAGAAUGCUGCAGCAAAAAUUUCUUUUGAACAAAUUUCAGUCAAUGAAGAUCAGAAGGGUGAUACUGGUCUUUAUAAAAAUGCCUUGCAAGAAUUGGCUCACAAAAGAGGCUUCUUGAGUCCAAGUUAUAAGACUGAAAGCUGUGGUCCAGGUCACUCGCUUACUUUUCUUUCAACCGUGAUAGUAGAUGACAAAAUUUACCUAGGGAUAGCUGC
This is a messenger RNA of Impatiens glandulifera, 5081 nucleotides long. Its product is annotated as putative disease resistance protein RGA3. The record is from RefSeq and is a predicted model, not a curated record. Lineage: Eukaryota; Viridiplantae; Streptophyta; Magnoliopsida; Ericales; Balsaminaceae. The transcript is spliced from 13 exons. Gene Ontology annotation, biological process: defense response to other organism. Bases 62 to 3424 code for a protein of 1120 amino acids. Gene Ontology annotation, molecular function: ADP binding; protein binding.